Cynara cardunculus var. scolymus (artichoke) is the source of this 1965-nucleotide messenger RNA. Its product is annotated as glutathione synthetase, chloroplastic. Gene Ontology annotation, cellular component: cytosol. The transcript is spliced from 12 exons. Lineage: Eukaryota; Viridiplantae; Streptophyta; Magnoliopsida; Asterales; Asteraceae. Gene Ontology annotation, molecular function: ATP binding; glutathione synthase activity; glutathione binding. Gene Ontology annotation, biological process: glutathione biosynthetic process. The record is from RefSeq and is a predicted model, not a curated record. The coding region runs from base 2 to 1666 and encodes 554 amino acids.
AAUGGUUGCUGGCUGCUCUUCAUGGUCGUCCAUCUCCCUUUCUUUACCCCAUCACCAUUGCUGCUUUUCAUCCACUCUGCAAUUGCAUCAUCUCAAAUCAGCAUCAAAUUCCCUUCUCACUCCUUCCACUCGACUAUCCUACGCGAACUCCUAUUUCCCCAAAUUCUCAAUGUCUCCUCUCAAAAGCGGCACUGGUAGUACUGAGGAAAUCAAAACCACUCAAGACAAAAGCUCUGUGAAAAAUCUCAUGUCUGAUUUCCACGCGAUCGACUCGGAAUUACUUCAGAAGUUGGUUUAUGAUGCUCUUGUUUGGAGUUCUCUCCAUGGGCUCGUUGUAGGAGAUAGAAACUCCCAGAGAUCAGGAUUGAUGCCAGGAGUGGGCAUGGUUCAUGCUCCAUUUGCCUUACUGCCAAAUUCAUUGCCUGAGAGUCACUGGAAGCAAGCUUGUGAGUUGGCCCCCAUUUUCAACGAGUUAGUUGAUCGAGUUAGUUUGGAUGGCAAGUUUCUACAGGACACCCUCUCAAGAACAAAGAAAGUCGAUGCCUUUACCUCAAGAAUUUUGGAUAUACACUCCAGGAUGCUACAAAUCGGCAAGAAGGAGGAUAUUCGCUUGGGAUUACAUCGCUCGGAUUAUAUGCUUGAUGAGAAAACAAAUUUACUUCUCCAGAUAGAGCUGAACACAAUUUCAUGUUCAUUCUCUGGGUUAAGUUGUCGUGUCAGCGAGCUUCAUAGGAGCUUACUUUCCCAAUACAGAGAACACCUUGGAUUUGAUCCCGAAAGGAUUCCAAUAAACACUUCUGCAAGUAAUUUUGCCAAGGCGUUGGCAAAGGCGUGGACAGAGUAUAACAACCCAAGUGCAAUAGUAUUGGUUGUGGUUCAACCUGAAGAAAGGAACAUGUAUGACCAGCAUUGGCUCAGUGCAACACUCAAGGAAAAAUAUAAUAUUACAUCUAUACGGAAGACGCUGGCUGAAAUUGAUGCACAAGGGAAGAUUCUUUCAGACGGAACUCUUCAAGUGGAUGGUGAAACUGUUGCGGUCGUAUAUUUUAGAGCUGGAUAUGCACCCACCGAUUAUCCUUCUGAAUCGGAGUGGCGAGCUAGGCUACUGAUGGAGGAGUCAUCGGCUAUUAAGUGUCCUUCAAUCGCUUAUCAUUUAACUGGCACCAAGAAAAUUCAGCAGGAGCUUGCAAAACCGAACAUUCUUGAGAGGUUUCUUGACAACAAAGAUGACAUUGCUAAGCUUCGGGCAUGCUUUGCUGGAUUAUGGAGUCUUGAUGAUUCAAAUGCAGUCAAGAAUGCUAUUGAGCAGCCAGGGGCGUACGUCAUGAAGCCACAAAGAGAAGGCGGAGGUAACAACAUUUACGGAGACGAUGUUAGGGAAACUCUUGUAAGAUUGCAAAAAGAAGGGUCUGAAGAAGAAGCAGCCUACAUCCUCAUGCAAAGAAUUUUUCCAACUGCUUUCCGCACAAUUCUUGUCCGAGACGGUAUCUGCUAUAAAGAACACGCCAUAUCUGAACUUGGGAUAUUCAGCGCCUAUUUAAGAAACAAAGAGAAGGUAAUCAGUAAUGAGCAAUGUGGUUACUUGAUGCGUACCAAAGUUUCUUCAUCGAAUGAGGGUGGUGUUGCUGCUGGCUUUGCGGUUUUGGACAGUUUAUAUUUGACUUGAUUUCCAGCCCAUGUAAGGAUCGCUCGUCUUUCCCCUAAUAAUAAUCGCUAUUUUUUUGGCUCGUUCACGAGCUAAUCACUUGGCAUAAUGUUCCGUUUUCAAUCUUUUCCGAUUUGCACCUUGUGGCAUGAUUUUUCUGAGAGAUAGCAAAGGUCAUAGCAUGUGUAUUAUACUCUGAUUUUAGUGUAACAUCUAUCUAUAAUAGGAUUCCGACCCCACUUUCGAGUGGGAUUUUACUGGGUAUGUUUGGUUUGGUUUAUUUUUAGUUCUUUUGAAAAUAAACUCAAUUUGCUGCUUUC